CUCAGUAAUAGAAAUAGAAAUGUGAAAUAUAUUUAGGGACGAGUAAGUAUGACAUCAUGCAUGAUGUCUUUUGAAAGAGAGUGAUUUGUUACUUUUUUCCCAUGUAGUGUAUGGUAGGUAUAUAAAUAGAUGAUGAUGAUAGAUGGAAGAAUGCAAAUUAGCUAAAUUGUGGGUGUGAGUAUAAUAAGUAUGAAGAACUACACCGAAGUUAUUUCCUUAUUCUCCCUUUUGCUUCUUCUUCUUCUUCUCUCUUCCUCCUCCUUAGCAUCCGACAACCCUGAAGUUGAUGCUUUGAACGCACUGAGACACAACUUGGUCGAUCCAAACAGUGCGUUAGAGACAUGGGUCGAUUCAUCCUCGAGCACUCCUCCCUGCGACUGGUUUCAUGUCUCCUGCAACACCGACGGUAAUAAUGUUGCACGAAUUGAUCUCGGAUAUUCAGGUUUAUCCGGUAAACUCGUCCCCGAGCUUGGCAACCUUACGAAUUUAGAGAACUUGGAACUAUAUGAAAAUGACAUUAGUGGGGAAAUUCCAAUGGAGCUUGGCAAUUUAAAAAAUCUAAUUUCUUUGGAUCUCUAUGGUAACAACUUUACCGGUUCUAUCCCUGUUACUUUGGGCCAGUAUUUUCAGCUUAGAUUUCUGAGGCUCCAGAAUAACCAUUUGAAUGGUACUAUUCCCAAGUCAUUAAUCACGCUCUACACGCUCGAAGAGCUGGAUCUUAGCAAUAACAAGCUCACUGGUCCCAUUCCUACCGAAUUGGGUGAAAUUACUGGUUUGAACAAAGCAAAUUUGUCAGGCAAUUGUCUCGAUGUGGAAGGGAAUUCCUUAAAAUCUGAUACCAGGUUUAUCUUGGAUAGCAGUCGUGACCCAACACGUUGUGCUUGAACAACGUAACGUAACUAUAAUAUGAUCGUUUUGUGUUUUGUUUGAGUAUGUGCACCCAUCCAAUCUAUUUGGAUGUUGUUUAAUGAUAAAUAAGUUCUAUGUGUGAGAACUUGUAACAAUUAAUGUAUCUACUCAUCAUGUCAUCACUUUAUGUUUAGUUAAUAAUGUGUAUUCUGUGUUAAUUUUUAUUGGGAUGAUCUUUGAUCAAAUUAUGUUUGGCUAUAAUCUUCCAGUCUGCAGUUGUAAUUUU
Cuscuta campestris is the source of this 1135-nucleotide messenger RNA. The record is from the annotation of a GenBank genome assembly. NCBI's taxonomy places the organism in Eukaryota, Viridiplantae, Streptophyta, Magnoliopsida, Solanales, Convolvulaceae.